GGAGCGCAUAAGAGGGCGGACGUAUAAUUUUCUUCCUAAGAAGAACUCAUGUAAGUGCAAUAAAUAUCUACUACAUUACCGAACAAUACAGAGGUCUUAUUGAGGUGGAAGGAUAGGUGUUUCGUGCGAAAUCAACGCGAACGACCAGUGAAUAUAGACCCCUGAGCUACGAAGGUCUCAUUAUAGUGGACGGACAGCUGUUUUGUUCGAGACCAUCGCGACCGACCAUUGAUUACUGACCCCCAGCGUACCUGUAUCGCAUCCUCCUUUAACUCAUUGAUUUCUAGUACUUUGUGUCGAAGUUAUACGAAUACGCACUAUGCCGCUGAGACACUCUCCUCCCUCUGCGUCUGCCCCUGCGCAACCGCUCGCGCAAACACAUGUUUCGCAUGCGCCUGCAACGCUUGACUGUGAGUCGUAUUCCUUAUCAGAUAAUGACGCCAGUACGCAGCGACAAAAGCGUAAAAGAACAAGUACGACCGAUGCGCAACUGGCUGGUUUUAUGGCGGAAAUGAGGAGUUUGUUUUUUAGUUUCAAGGAACAACAGGAUAAUAAAUUAAAUAAAAUUUGUAGCACUAUCGAAGAAGUAAAAACUCAAAAUAAUGAUAUAAGAGCUUCUAUUGAAUUUCUCUCGAGCAAAUACGAUAGCGUUUUGGAACAGGUUAACACGCUUAAGGAGGAAGUUUCGCAGAAUCAAAAAUAUAUUGCAAUAUUAGAAGAUAAACUAGAAAGGUUUGAAAGAAGCUCCCGUUCUACCUGUAUUGAGAUUAAGAAUAUACCGGUUGAGAAAUCGGAAACAAAGGCUUCUUUAUUAAAAACGUUUACUGAUAUCGGUUCACUUCUUUCCACCACUGUACACUCUCACGAAAUAAAAGACAUAUUUCGCAUCAAUUCCAAAAACUCCGAAAAGAAAACUACUAUGAUAAUCGAGUUAACAAGUGUAAUUGCAAAGGACGCAUAUCUGAAUGCAUAUAAAAAAUAUAUCAAAAGUCAUGGUAAUUUGACCACCGAAAAUUUAAAAAUACCUGGAUCCGCUGUGCCUAUAUUUAUUUCCCAAAAUCUGACAGCCAAAAUGAAACGUUUAUUUUAUCUUGCUCAGGUAUUUGCCAAUAGUAAUGAUUUUAAAUAUUGUUGGUCUACUAAUGGAAAAAUUUUUAUUCGGGAGAAAGAAGGUGCCACUCUUCAUUGGAUCAAGGAUGAAAACGACUUACAAAAACUAGUUAUACAAAAAUGACUGGUUUUCCCUUGUAUAACAUGUAUUAUUUUUUAUUGUAUAGUUAAUUUACUUUGUAAAAUUAGUUUGAUACUCAAUUUUAGUUCAACGUUGGUUUUUUGUGAACUCUUUUUUAAUUACACACAUCCACAGACAUCUUUACACACAUUUUACUUCAACCUUGCACACACAUUUAAAACAAAUUGUUCUAAAACUUUAAUUUUACCGACUGUAUAUAGAAAUCGAUUGGGUCUCGUAAAUAAAAUUAUGUGCUCAGAGAUAUAUUAUAUAUACAUUUAUAUUUGUUCGUAUAUAAACUGUUAUAAAAUUAAAACUGAUUAUGGCUGAAUGCCUAAAAAUAAAUUCAGAAUUGGACCUUAUAUCUGUUGGUAGCUCAUAUACUUGCUCGCCGGAAAAUUCUAUUAAUUAUCUGCCUGAUGCGAAUAAUACUUUGAAAAUUCUGCAUGUUAAUAUAAGAAGCAUUGGUAAUAGUAGUAACUUUGAUGGGCUGUGUAUUCUGUUGCAAAGGUUUUCAUUUGAAAUCGAUAUUAUUAUACUGUCUGAAUGUUGGUUGAGUAAAUGUCCAAAUAUUCCUAACAUAACUGGAUAUUUAUCACAUAAUUCCAAAUUCACCAACCAAAAUGAUGGGGUUGUGGUUUAUAUAAAACAGAGCUUGCAUUUUUCUGUCGAGGAACCUCAGAUAGACGACUCUAGCGGUCUCGUUAUAAAACUCUCAACAGAAGUUGCUAUUCUUGCAAUGUAUCGCUCCCCGUCUUACAAAAAUGUUGAUAAAUUUUUGUUUGCAUUGGACUGCUUUCUACCUUCAUUAAGGUCUUUUAAAACGGUAGCUCUGAUCGGUGAUCUAAAUAUAAAUAUAUCAUCUGAAAGUAAUGAUGGUUGCUCUGAUAAGUAUCUUAAUCUGCUGGCUUCUCAUGCUAUGUUGCCCGGCCAUAAUUUACCAACUCGCCAUCAGAAUUGUAUUGACCAUGUGAUUUUAAGAACAGACAGAACAGCUGUUUCUCUCGUACUAGAUUCCCAUUUUACUGAUCACUCACCAGUUUUGUCAUUUGUUGGUUUUACUUGUACUAAAAAUAAACAAAAUCAUACAAUAAAUAGGGUUGAUAUUGCGGCCUGUGUAGGGGAACUUGAGAAGACAAACUUCUCAUCUGUUUUGCAGAAUUCUGACGCAGAGAAUGCUGCAAAUUCUUUAGUUAAUAUCGUGUCUCAUAUAGUGAAAUCUAACUCCAGCGUGCAUACUAUUCCAGGCAGAAAACGAAUAAUAAAACCAUGGAUUACACCAGGCUUACUCCGUUGUAUUCGACAUAGAGAUAAACUUUUCCGUAGGUCUAGGCAAGAACCUGAUAAUGUCAUUAUUUCUGUGUCAUACAAAAGGUACAAAAAUUAUUGCAACAACUUGCUAAAAAGAGUUAGAUGUGAGUAUGAGCGGUCCCAGUUUGCUAAAAAUAAAAAUAAUAUCAAAGGUACUUGGAACGUAAUAAAAACCAUAACAAACAUGAAUAAAAGAAAUAAUUCUGAUGCACUUUUGUUUUUACAUGGGGAUCCUUACGUUUCCGUUGACCAGGUUAAUGAGUCCUUUAUCGGUGUGGGUGACAGGCCAAUGCCUGUCGCGGCUGAUAUCCCUCUUACAGUCCCGCUUGAAUAUGUUUCUGAGACAUCUUCUCAGGAUUCGAUGGCUUUAUUCACUACAGAUGAAAAGGAAAUCGAUUCUAUAAUUAUGAGUCUCAAAUUAAGUAGUGCCGUUGGUUGGGAUGGUAUUCCUACCUCACUCGUAAAGGCCACUAGACAUGUCAUGACGCCAGUUUUGAACCAUGUCUUUAACCUCUGUCUCACUACUGGUGUAUUCCCUAGUGUUUUUAAAAGGGCAAUUGUUCACCCUAUUUUUAAAAGUGGGAAUAGAGACAGUGUCUCAAAUUAUAGACCCAUUUCCGUGCUUUCUGUUUUCUCGAAAAUCUUAGAGAAAAU
Messenger RNA from Chilo suppressalis (striped riceborer), 3196 nucleotides. The record is from the annotation of a GenBank genome assembly. Lineage: Eukaryota; Metazoa; Arthropoda; Insecta; Lepidoptera; Crambidae.